UAUCCACCUUCAUAUUUUUCUUGGUACAUAAAAAUAAUAAAAUGAAAUUAAAUUCAUUUUUAUGAAAUAAAAUACAAAAUAAAAUUUAAACAAAUAAAAAAAAAAAUGCCCCAAGGAUGACGCUUAGAGAAGAAUUUCGUUCUUGCUGGCUAAUUGCCACAAUUGGUUGUUUUCUUUUUAUAGCUGGAAUAUCAAUUCUUUUUUGGAAUGAGGGUAGAGCUGCCCACAUGAUAGUCUCCCUCGAUGAAGCACUCGACUCGGCAAUAACAAUCAAUGCUGGCGAUGAAGUCGAGAACAAUUACGAGGGCCGAAUUGUUCACAUUGCUGGUCCAAUUGUUAUCGGCGAACCACUCACUGAACCUGACUAUGAUAUACAAAUACUGGCUGUGAAAUUAAGAAGACGCGUUCAGAUGUAUCAAUGGGUUGAGGAGACUAUGGAACAAAACUAUGGCGAUUCCUUGGCCACAGUACAAACUGAUAGUAAAACUUAUUACUACACAAUGCAAUGGCGGGAUAAGCUCAUUGAUUCAAGACAGUUUUAUAUUCAAACUGGUCAUCAUAAUCCAAAGAAGUUUCCAGUUGAAAGUCAAACUCAAGUCGCGGAGAGUGUCUUUCUUGGACGCUAUGAACUGGGAAAUGAGAUUAAGACCAAGUUCGACAAGUUUGUUGAGCUAACUUCUGAUACACGGCCAGAAGAUCCAUCAAUUAAAUUGCAUUUGGGACUCUAUUAUCAUACCGAUGAUGUUUUCAAUCCACAAGUUGGCGAUUUUCGUUUGUUGUUCUCAUUUGCUGGAAUGGAAGGAGAAUUGUACACAAUUGUUGGUCAAUUACACAAUGGUAAGGUGGUUCCUUAUGUUACAUCCAGAAAUGCAAAAAUUCUGUUGGUCUAUCCGGGUGAGAUAAGUCUAACACAGGUCUUUAAAAUGGAACACCAUGCUCAACGGUUAACUACGUGGGGAUUUAGAUUCAUGGGAUGGGUGUGUUUGUUCUUUGGAGCCACUUGUACCGCCUCCUUAUUGCAUAUCAUUUUAUCACAGGUAUAUUAUCUCUCAUCACUAGCACCUGAUCCCCGAUAUCCAGCGGGGACAAAUCUAAUGCUUUCACUAUCAUUGGCUCUAGUUAUUACUUCGGUUGCUUGGGCAUUGCACAGACCUUGGGUGGGUGCGGGAUUGUUACUUGCAGCGGCAUCGCCGUUCUUAUAUUGUGCCCGAACAGUGACGCAGUAUCAAGAUUUGAGCUAGGAGAACGAACAACGAAUGAUGAUGCUAUCCAGAUACCUGCUCAUUAUUUAUUUUUAGUAUUGUUGUUUUAUAUAGACGUGAUGUUCCUUAAUAUAUAAUACUUGUUUUGUAGAUCGAUCGAAAUAUGUGAGAUUAUAUAUAAAUAGUAGUGUGAAAAAUUUAA
Molecule: messenger RNA, 1404 nt
Organism: Episyrphus balteatus (marmalade hoverfly)
Lineage: Eukaryota; Metazoa; Arthropoda; Insecta; Diptera; Syrphidae
Gene: Tmem43
Product: transmembrane protein 43 homolog
Exons: 5
Coding region: 117-1241 (374 amino acids)
Biological process (GO): nuclear membrane organization
Cellular component (GO): nuclear inner membrane
Source: RefSeq, a predicted model, not a curated record